Lactuca saligna is the source of this 342-nucleotide messenger RNA. The record is from the annotation of a GenBank genome assembly. Lineage: Eukaryota; Viridiplantae; Streptophyta; Magnoliopsida; Asterales; Asteraceae.
AUGAAGAUGUAUGGUCCAAUAGGUAUAAGUCAUGUCAGCAUAGAGCAUGGAGGAGAUGUUCCCGAUCCUACAUAUGUUUCUAAUGAUCCUCGCCCGACGUUCACAAGCAAAAAUGAUCGUAAGCGUCCUACUGACGAGGAUGUCUCAGAUGAUGUAAUGUUCGAAGAUGACAACACCAUUGUUGGUGUUACUCCAAUCCUCACAUCCUUCAACAUGUUGCAGAAGCCCUCCUCCUCGAAACCGACUUAUGAUUUCGGUCUUUUCUCAUCCUCCGAGGAAUCCGAAGAACGAGAAGAUGCUGAAGCCAACAAGCACCCAUAUCCCAUAGUUAUCUUGGAAUAG